AAACCUUUAUUGCUAAUUCAUCAUCAUGUCAGGCACGAACCCCCUUGUUUUCGUGACCGGUGCAACCGGCUUCAUUGGCUCUCAUGUCGUUGCUACUACUCUCCGAGCUGGCUACCGGGUACGUCUCAGUAUCCGCAAAGCUGAGCAAGAGGCCGCUCUGAGGGAGCUCUUCCCAGGACACGAGAAUGAGAUCGAAACGUGCAUAGUCCCCGACAUCUCUCAGCAAGAGUUUUUCAAAGAAGCGCUUCAGGGGGUAGACUAUAUCUUCCACCUCGCCUCUCCGACCCCCGGAAGAGGAGACAACUUCCAGCAAGACUACCUUGAUCCUGCCGUCCGAGGUACAGAGGCAAUUCUGUAUGCUGCUCUCAAGUUCCCACAGAUCAAGAAAGUCAUCGUCGUGUCGUCCAUUGUCGCCUUGGCCCCGGUGACCGCUUUGGUCUCAAAAGACCUUGAAGUGGCUGACAACACCGGCGAAGUCAUUCCGGUCGACGUCUCGAUGCCCUUCCCAGAGGGAUUCGCUGGCCAUGCAUUGAAGUACGCCGCUUCCAAGGUUCUGGCCCACCAAGCGACUCGUUCGUUCCUGAAGGAUAACCGGCCUCACUAUACCUUGGUCACGCUCCACCCGACCUUUGUUCUGGGCCACAGUCUAAUCCAAAAGGCUCCCGAGGACAUCAGCGGAAUGAAUGCCCUUUUCUGGGCGUCCAUCACAUCCGGAAAAACUCGAAUUGCUAAUGCUUGGGUGCAUGUGUCGGAUGUUGCAGACGCGCAUGUCAAGGUCCUAGAGACUGAUAUCAAAGGCGGAACGGAGUUUAUCUUGUCGAGACCAUCGAUCUCGUGGGAGCAGGUUGCAAAAUUCAUCAAGUCGAAUUAUCCGGCUGUUGAUUGUAAGCUGGAGCCGCCGUUUGAGGGAAACUGGAAGAUUGAUACUACUGCCGCUGAUCGGAUCCUGGGUAUACAGUGGCGAUCGGAGGAGAAGAUUAUUGAGGAUGUGAUUGAUCAGCAGUUGGGCUUGAUGGCGAAGGCUCGUAAUUAGUGAGAUGUGGCCGUGUUUGUUGAUGCAGCCAUGCAGUGCUUUCUUUUGAACAUGG
Molecule: messenger RNA, 1088 nt
Organism: Aspergillus ibericus CBS 121593
Lineage: Eukaryota; Fungi; Ascomycota; Eurotiomycetes; Eurotiales; Aspergillaceae
Product: NAD(P)-binding protein
Exons: 2
Coding region: 26-1033 (335 amino acids)
Molecular function (GO): oxidoreductase activity, acting on the CH-OH group of donors, NAD or NADP as acceptor
Source: RefSeq, a predicted model, not a curated record